Molecule: messenger RNA, 666 nt
Organism: Propithecus coquereli (Coquerel's sifaka)
Lineage: Eukaryota; Metazoa; Chordata; Mammalia; Primates; Indriidae
Gene: DKK4
Product: dickkopf WNT signaling pathway inhibitor 4
Exons: 4
Coding region: 1-666 (221 amino acids)
Biological process (GO): negative regulation of canonical Wnt signaling pathway; multicellular organism development
Cellular component (GO): extracellular region
Molecular function (GO): co-receptor binding; receptor antagonist activity
Source: RefSeq, a predicted model, not a curated record
AUGGUGGCGGCUGUCCUGCUGGGGCUCGGCUGGCUCUGCUCGCCGCUGGGCGCCCUGGUCCUGGACUUCAACGGCGUCAGGGGCUCUGCCGCCCUGCAGGGGGCUCGGAAGGGUCCACAGUGCCUGUCUGACAAAGACUGCAGCACUGGAAAAUUCUGCCUCAGACCCCAGGAUGAGAAGCCAUUCUGCGCCACGUGUCGCGGGGUACGGAGGAGGUGCCAGCGCAACGCCGUGUGCUGCCCGGGGACGCUCUGCGCGAACGAUGUCUGUACCAUGAUGGAAGGUGCAAGCCCCACGUUGGAACCACAGACCAAUGACCAAGACGGCACACACACGAAAGGAACAACUGAUCACCCCAUUCAGGAAAACAAACCCAAGAGGAAGCCAAACAUUAAGAAAUCACAAGGAAGUAAGGGACAAGAGGGAGAAAGCUGUCUCAGAACUUCCGACUGUGGCCCUGGGCUUUGCUGUGCUCGUCAUUUUUGGACUAAAAUUUGUAAGCCAGUCCUCUUGGAGGGACAGGUCUGCUCCAGGAGAGGGCACAAAGACACUGCUCAGGCUCCGGAAAUCUUCCAGCGUUGCGACUGUGGCCCUGGACUGUCGUGUCGAAGCCAAGUGACGGGCAACAGACAACGUGCUCGGUUGAGAGUGUGCCGGAAAAUAUAA